Cadophora gregata is the source of this 1179-nucleotide messenger RNA. RefSeq lists its product as uncharacterized. The coding region runs from base 89 to 1054 and encodes 321 amino acids. Lineage: Eukaryota; Fungi; Ascomycota; Leotiomycetes; Helotiales; Ploettnerulaceae. The record is from RefSeq and is a predicted model, not a curated record. The transcript has 3 exons.
UCAACAGACACUCAACGCACUCCAAACACUCGAGAUUGCGCGUAGAUUUCCUAGCGUAAGCUCUCAUUAACACUGUCUACAGCUCAGCAUGGCACAAAAAUGCGUUCACCAGUCGUGUGGGAAGAUGUUUACAGAUCCAGAGGAGGAGUGCAAUUACCACCCAGGCCCUCCAAUUUUCCAUGAAGGACAGAAGGGCUGGAAAUGCUGCAAGCCUCGCGUCCUAACCUUCGACGAAUUCCUCUCCAUCACACCCUGCACAACUGGCAAGCACAGCACAACCGACCUCCCCCCGACGAUCGAAAAGAAGCAAGGCGAAGCUGUAGAAAUCUCUGCAGAAGUAUCCCAACCCCCCUCCCCAGCUCCAGCAGCUCCCCGCGCCCCAGUCGCAGCUCCAGCUCCCCAAGCCCCUCCUACCCCACUACCACCCCCACCAGAGUCCGAGGACGACGAACCCAGCUUGGAGAUCCCCAAGGGCAAGAUAUGCAGACGGAAGGCGUGCGGCUUCCAGUAUGAGGGCGCGGAGAGGGAGGGCGAGAAGUGCGUGUUUCAUCCUGGGGUGCCGAUCUUUCAUGAGGGCAGUAAGGGCUAUACGUGUUGCAAGCGGAGGGUUCUGGAGUUCGAUGAGUUUAUGAAGAUUGAGGGGUGUCAGACGAAGGAGCGACAUAUGUUUGUAGGAAGUGGUAAGAAGAAGGGCGGGAAUUCUGCGGGAGAGGAGGUCUUGGAGACAGUGAGACACGACUUCUACCAAACAGCAACCACGGUAAUCGCCUCCUUCUUCCUAAAGAAAAUCAACAAAGACACCGCCAAGGUCGAGUUCCUCCCAAACGAAAUAUCCCUCGACCUCAUCACAACCGACACCCCACCAAAACGCUACAAAACCACAGUCCCCCUCUUCGGACCAAUCGACACCGCGGCCUCCACAUUCAAGAUCAUGGGCACGAAGCUGGAGGUGACCUUUGUCAAGGCGGACGGUAGUUCGUGGCCCGUCCUGAGAAGUGAUGAGCAGCGAACGGGAGAGAUUAUCCAGGUUGGAAGGGCUGGUAGAGCGAUAUGAUUGAUAUGAUCCUCCCUCCCCAUUACCGUUGAUGUAUAUAUGAGACCUAUGAAGAGAAGAGAAGCGACAUGGCUGAGUAUCCUUGCUUGAGCGAAACUUAGAGGAGUGGAAAUAAAAAUAAAGAA